UCUGACGGAUUACAGCUUUUAACUCUUCUAUGAACAGUGAAGGUGCGUUUUUAUUCCAGCAGUAACUAUCCUCUGACUUGUUAUCUUUAUUUAUAACGUCCUGUGUGUUGCGUUCAAAGCCGCUGUUCGCUGUUGGAUUAUUUGAUGUCGCUUCACGCGUCACGCUGCCGCUACAACUAACUUCAAACACUUGUGUGAAUCCGUAAAGUGCAACAGUGAAGAGACAUUAUGUCAGCAUCCGUGGAAAUAACUCACUAACUGAAAGCUACAGACGAUCCGACACUGUCCAGGAUUUUAAACAAGGCUGUCGUGGAGGUAAGGGUUCCCAGUCCAUUGUGGGAUGUUAACUGACUGGUGGCGCGUUGAGGCUGAAGGAGCAUGGUGAAACACCAACCCUUACAGGUCUAUGAGAAACAGGUCUUUGUGUCCUUUGUCACUGGGAUCUAUGGUUGCCGCUGGAAACGCUACCAGCGUUCGCAAGAGGAAAGCUCCAGGUGGGAGUGUACAUGGUUCAUCCUCUUGUGCAGUUCUUUCUUCCUGCUUCUCUUUUGGGCCUACUUCUGGUUGGUGGCUCAAAAUGAUUUCAACGAGUUUAACUGGUCGGUGUACAACCGCUCUGGAGAAUGGAGGGAUGAGACGAUCCCCAUCCUCGCCUCCACCACCGUGGGAUUCAGCUAUAUCACAUUCUUAAUGAUUUUAGCCCUUUUCCACAUAUCUUUGGGCCAGCAGCUGAACCUCUACUGGGUUCACAAGAUUGGAGUGUUGGCUACGCUGCUCACCACUAUUUCUGGUGUUGUUUCUGUUGAUGACGUAUGGGGAGAUGAGUGGGACAUCCUGCUGGUAUCUCUGCAGGCCACAGCACCUUUCCUGCACAUUGGAGCUCUGGCAACAGUCACAGCUAUCAGCUGGUUGGUGGCUGGAUACGUAUUCCGCAGAGAGAAAUCCACCUUCCAGACGAUGUUGUUGCUGCUCUACAUCGUGGUCCUCCUGGCUCUCUACCUGGCACCGCUCACCUUCACCUGCCCCUGCAUCAUGGACCGCCACAGCCUCAGACCUCGGCCAGACAUCAUUGGCCGACGUGGAGCUCCCAUGCUGGCCCCGGAGAACACCAUGGUGUCCUUUAACAGAGCCCUGCAGCAAGGAGCCAGCUCCCUGGAGGCAGACGUCGCUAUCAGUGUGGACGGUGUCCCCUUCCUCAUGCGAGACCGAACGUUGAGACGGACCACAGACGUCAGUAAGGUUUUUCCAACCAGACAGUACGACGACGCCUCUUUCUUCAACUGGACAGAGAUCCGCUCUUUAAACGCAGGACAGUGGUUCUUGGAGAGCGACCCCUACUGGACAGUAGACUCCCUGACAGGGAGAGACCGGAGCCGGAUAGGCAACCAGACGGUUUGCAGCCUGGUGGACAUGCUGCGUCUGGCGAACCGGGCCAACGGCUCGGCGCUGCUCAACGUCCGCAAGCCUCCAGCGGAGCACCCGCGGGCCCGGAGCUGGUUCAUGGACACGCUGUGGGCCGUGCAGAAAGCAGGGAUUUCCCAGAAGAGGGUGACGUGGACCCCCGACACGGACAGGGGGAGGGUACGAGGGCUUCCUCAGACAGCAAACGAGAAGCUGUCAGUGGAAGAGAUCAGGCAGAGAGGAAUCACAAGCCUGACCCUCCACUACAGCCAGGCCAGCCACAGAGACAUACAGGAGUAUCUGGCCAAUAACGUGAGUGUGACGGUGUACCCGGUGAACGAGCCCUGGCUCUACUCCAUCCUGUGGUGUAGCGGGGUGCCUUCUGUGUCCUCUGAUGCCCCCCAAGUCCUCCGAAAGGUGCCUUACCCCAUCUGGCUCAUGAGUCAGAAUGCUUUCGACUUCAUCUGGAUCACUUCAGAUCUGGUCUCGCUCGCUGUAGUCAUAGGGAUUUUCUGUUUUCAAAACUAUCAUAUGAUCAGGUGGAGGAUGAGUGGGAUGCAGACCUACAACCCAGAGCAGAUCAUGCUGAGCGCUGUGACCCGCCGGGCCAGUCGGGACGUCAACAUCAUGAAGGAGAAGCUCAUAUUCUCAGAAAUCAACAAUGGGCUGAGCAGUACAGAGGAGCUGUCUCUGUACCCUGAGAACGGUUAUGCCACUUACUCUCAUGGACGCCUCAGUCCCUGAACACAACACGCUGCUACAGCUGCCAGAUCUCCCAUGUCCGUUUGAUUUCAGAGCUUCACUCACUGGAUGUUAUUUUCCUAUCAGAGUCAAAAAGGAGCACAACGACGAAAGCAAGUGAAACAGUAUAUUAGUAAAGUUAUGACAGCACGGACACCAAAUCUUGUCUAAAAUAUGGACAAUUAAACUUAUUUGGCCUAUUGAUUCAUCACUUUUAAAGUAUCCGCUUGCUUAUAUGCAAGUUAAUGUAAUAUAUGUAUGCAUGUAAUAUAAUUUUGUAUGUGUUUUUUUGAACGAGACUGCCAGUCUAAGCCACAUUCCUCCGAAAUAGUUCACCGUUUACCUUUAAAGUUGCUGUCAGAAGUCAUUUUUCUUACUUUCAGUGUUAUAAAAAUCUUUACUAGGAACUCAUGGCUGGCUUGUCUCUGUGUUGUCAUCGUGUAAAAGGUCAGCUGACCAAAGAGAAAAUGUCACAUGAUGCGCCCAACGCUAUUUCCUCCUGAACUGAAUCCAUUUACCAGGUGAAACUGGAAUUGGAGUUUUAAAACCAUGUUGGAAUCAUAAUUUAAAUACGACAUCAUCAUAUAGUAACAUGACUCCCACAUUAUUUCAGGCUAAAUUUGGUGAUAUGAGUGGUGAUUGGGCCCAAAAUCCAUUUGACUAUCAUGAGAACAAAUCUCCGUCUGUUUGCUUGAGUGACCUUCUCAAAAGUAAUUCUUGAGCUGAUAAAAGCUGUAAUGUUAUUUUUUUCCACGUCAUGUAUUUCACUGUUGUUUUAUAACAGGAGUAAAUGGGUUAUGUAGUGUUCUGUACUAUAAACUGAUGUAAAUAUGAGUUGUUUUUUUAAUGGUUUGGUUAUAUCAAUUGUAUAUUUCCUGUUUUCUUUCAUUACUAUUAUUACUGAUGUCUUCUUUUAAGUGCGAAACACACAAUAGGGGCGACUUGGAAACUUAAUUUCUUGCAGUUUUGUGGGACGUGGAGGGGUUUGGGGAGUAUUUUUUGUGUUCUAAUCUUUUUUUUCUGCCUCUUUUCUGUCAUGCCAUGAUUGAUUUGUUAUAUAGUUUUAGCUACUACAACUUUCACUUGGCUGCCUUUUUGUGAAAUUCAUGAACUGGGAGAAUAGUUUAGGAUAUUUUUUGUCUUUAAUUUAAUAAUAGGGAGAUACAAUUCAAGGUACAACUUUAGCUGCAGACGUGCAGACUGUUCAAUAAAAGUGAUCUGUCCUCUUUGAAA
This is a messenger RNA of Centropristis striata (black sea bass), 3375 nucleotides long. RefSeq names its product glycerophosphodiester phosphodiesterase domain containing 5a (gene gdpd5a). Gene Ontology annotation, molecular function: glycerophosphodiester phosphodiesterase activity. Gene Ontology annotation, cellular component: plasma membrane. Gene Ontology annotation, biological process: lipid metabolic process; positive regulation of neuron differentiation. The transcript is spliced from 17 exons. The record is from RefSeq and is a predicted model, not a curated record. The coding region runs from base 379 to 2145 and encodes 588 amino acids. NCBI's taxonomy places the organism in Eukaryota, Metazoa, Chordata, Actinopteri, Perciformes, Serranidae.